Molecule: messenger RNA, 834 nt
Organism: Myotis brandtii (Brandt's bat)
Lineage: Eukaryota; Metazoa; Chordata; Mammalia; Chiroptera; Vespertilionidae
Product: olfactory receptor 3A2-like
Exons: 2
Coding region: 13-834 (273 amino acids)
Biological process (GO): G protein-coupled receptor signaling pathway
Cellular component (GO): membrane
Molecular function (GO): olfactory receptor activity; G protein-coupled receptor activity
Source: RefSeq, a predicted model, not a curated record
UCACAGGGACUCAUGGAUCCAGAAGCUGCGACCAAUGGGACUGCUGUUACUGAGUUCAUUCUGCUGGGCCUUGUUGAAACAGAGAAGCUGCAGUCUCUGGUCUUUGUACUUUUCCUCUUUGCUUACCUGCUCACAGUUGGGGGCAACCUCAGCAUCCUGGCUGCCAUCUUGGUGGAGCCCAAACUCCACACCCCCAUGUACUUCUUCCUGGGGAACCUAUCAGUUCUAGAUGCUGGAUGUAUCACCGUCACUGUUCCUGCAAUGUUGGGUCGUCUCCUGUCCCACAAGCGUGCAAUUUCCUAUGAUGCCUGCCUCUCCCAACUAUUUUUCUUCUACCUUCUGCUUGGUGUGGACUGCUUCCUGUUGACAGCCAUGGCCUAUGACCGAUUUCUGGCCAUCUGCCGGCCCCUCACCUACAGCACCCGAAUGAGCCAUUCAGUCCAGUGGAUAUUGGUGGCUGUGUCCUGGGCCUGUGCCCUCACCAAUGCACUGAUCCACACUAUUGCCCUAACUACACUCAACUUCUGUGGUCCCAAUGAGGUCAAUCACUUCUACUGUGACCUGCCACAGCUCUUCAUCCGCUCAGUGGAGGGCAGGAAGAAGGCCUUCUUCACCUGUGGCUCCCAUCUCACUGUGGUUUGCCUCUUCUAUGGAACUGGUAUCUUCAACUACAUGCGUCUGGGUACAGAGGAGGCUUCAGAUAAGGAUAAAGGGGUUGGGAUUUUCAACACAGUUAUCAACCCCAUGCUGAACCCACUUAUCUACAGCCUUAGAAACCCUGAUGUUCAGGGUGCCCUGUGGCGGGUAUUUGUGGGGAGGCGGUUGUUGACCUGA